AUGUGUUCAUCCGGGCAAUAUGACGUGCUGCAAUCAUCAACUUUGACAACGACACAAGCUGCAGCUGCUUGCCGCGGUGACAUCACUGAUUCAAAGCACUAUUGCUGUUACCAUCAAAAUGCAAUUGCUGUGCACUUACUUGAAAUGAUGUUGACCAAUUUGCAAGGCGAAUACAGCGAGACCGUGAGCGAGGCAGCUUACGCAGGUCAAAUUUAUCGAGUAGCAUGA
Molecule: messenger RNA, 228 nt
Organism: Plasmopara halstedii
Lineage: Eukaryota; Oomycota; Peronosporomycetes; Peronosporales; Peronosporaceae
Exons: 6
Coding region: 1-228 (75 amino acids)
Source: RefSeq, a predicted model, not a curated record